AUGACUUCAACGGAUCCUCUCCCCAUUCGCCGACUGCAAGAGUCACUCAUCAAUCGUAUUGCCGCUGGUGAAAUUAUACACAGGCCGGCCUCAGCAUUGAAAGAGCUUGUGGAAAACUGUCUGGAUGCUGGCGCGUCCACUAUUCGCGUCACCGUGAAAGAGGGUGGUUUGAAACUUCUUCAAAUUCAAGACAAUGGCUGUGGCAUUCGUAAAGCUGACCUGCCUAUCCUGGCGGAACGAUUCACGACCUCGAAGAUUUCGACGUUCUCAGAUUUGUCCAAGAUAGCAACGUAUGGAUUCCGCGGAGAAGCGCUUGCGUCCAUGUCCCAUGUUGCGCGAUUGUCGGUGAUCACCAAGACGAAAAGCGAGACGUGUGCAUGGAAGGCACACUACCUUGAUGGCGUUCUUGUUGAAGGGAAAACAGGGCAGACAGCAGAACCAAAGCCGUGCGCUGGUAAUGACGGGACCACCAUUAUAAUCGAGGACCUCUUUUACAACACGCCUACGCGUUUGGCAGCGCUCCGCAGCGCGUCAGAGGAGCACGCACGCAUUCUGGACGUGAUAACCAAGUAUGCGGUCCAUAAUCCCACAGUGUCUUUUGUGUGCAAGAAGGCUGGUUCGGCGGGACCUGAUCUUUCAAUACCGACAUCUUCAGAGACAGCUCAGACUAUCCGCCACGUAUAUGGACACUCAAUAGCAAAAGACUUGCUGCACGCCAAGUUUGGCCCUAAAAACCUCGACGAAGACACUGACGAUGUCGACAUGGAUGCUGAUUAUAGCAGGCCAGAAUCAUGGUUAGCUGAAACUCACUUCACGAAUCCCAAUUACCAUUCGAAGAAAAUGGUCUUCCUCCUCUUUAUCAAUCAUCGACUCGUUGAAUCCCUCCGAAUGAAGCGAGCAUUAGAAAAUGUCUACAGCGGCAUUCUUCCGAAAGGCUCGUCUCCCUUCAUAUACCUCAGUCUGCAGAUAAACCCGCGGGAUGUCGAUGUCAAUGUUCAUCCGACCAAGAAAGAAGUCCAUUUCUUGAACGAAGAGGAAAUUACGGACCAGAUCGCAAGUCAGAUGCAAAGGGCGUUGGCGGCUCAGAGUCAAUCAAGAGUAUUUGAGUAUCAGACACUACUGACAGGCGGAAUUGCAGAACCAGAAACUAAGAAACGUAAGGGGAAGGAACGAGCUCGGGAUGAUGACGAGGAUGUUGAGGAUGAGAACGAGGAAAAGACAAGACCGUCCCCAUUGAAGAAGACAGCUUCUCAAUACAAAGUCAGGACAUCCCUACAAGAUCGCACGCUUGAAUCGAUGUUUCCCGUCCUGAACCCAACUCAAAUGCAAAAUGGCGAAUCCUCCACAUCCACUGCCAGAGUGAAGCAACCGCGGGAGGUCCAGGAGUCAGACUGCAUCUUGACUUCCGUGAAAACCUUGCGGCAAUCGGUAGUCAAGGGUAAACAUAAACAGCUUUCAGAAAUUCUGGAAAAGCACACUUUUGUGGGCAUCGUCGAUUCCUACAGGUGUCUGUCGUUGAUUCAAUAUGCGACCAAGUUGUACCUUGUCAAUCAUGGGUCUCUUGCCGAAGAGUUAUUUUAUCAACUGGGACUCCGACAAUUCGGUAACUUCAGUCGUCUGAAACUCCAACCCCCGCCCUCCAUCCACAAGUUAAUUGAAAUCGCUGUCGAGCUGGAAGAGACGACAGAGGAGAGCGGACUGUCCAAGCCCGAAAUCGUAGAGCGAAUCACCGAGACACUUAUUUCCCGCAGAGAAAUGCUUUCCGAGUAUUUCUCCAUGCAGAUAACCUCCUCGGGGCAACUCGAAAGCCUCCCACUCAUCCUUCGGGAGUACACGCCCAAUCUUGAUAAGCUGCCCGCCCUGCUUAUGCGGCUGGGUCCGCAGGUCAACUGGUCCACUGAAAAGGACUGUUUCGAGACUUUUCUCCGCGAGUUGGCAUAUUUCUACGUGCCUGGACCACUCUGCCGAGAUGAUAGCUCAAUGAUAGACGAAGCGGGGCAAGCACAGGACAAGGCAGAGCGCUGGCAGAUUCAGCACAUACUCUUUCCUGCACUCAGACGAUAUUUUGCUGCACCGAAGAGUUUGCUGGAUCGGGAUGUUGUCCAGAUUGCAAAUCGGAACAGGGCAAAGCCUGAGUACGGCAAGCCGCUCCGACGACCAUUGGUAUCUUGCUUGGCCUCAGUCACGUGGCUACAUUUCGAGUUCAAAGUUGCUGGUUCUAUGAGCGUCCCAAAUAUCAGCAAGUUAACCACUCCUUUGUUUAUUGGCACGGUUUUGAACUGGGCAUUGCUCGGGACGCUCGUUGUUCAAGUUUUCAUUUAUUACCAUGCUUUCCCAAAAGACGCGCGAUCCACCAAGCUUAUUGUCGCCUUCGUGUUUCUUCUGGAUCUCCUCCAAACGUUCGGAGACACAAGCGACUCGAUGGUCUCUCUUGCUAUCCACUGGGGCCAGCCAUACAUUCUGGAUGAAGUCCGAAUGGCUUGGUUCAGUGUCCCCGUAUUGGGCUCUCUGAUUGCGAGUGUUUGUCAGCUCUUCUUUGCCCGUCGCAUUCGCGUUCUUUCUCGCCGGCUCCUUGUCCCUGUCAUAAUUUGCCUUGUCACUGCGGUUCAGUUAGCUUUUGGAAUUUGGUCUGGUGUCCAAAUCGCCCGGGCUGGUCGUUUUUCGCGUCUUGUUUUUAACUACUUGCAACCACCUGUUGUUUGGCUCAGUGCGACAGCCCUCUCUGAUCUCACAAUUGUCGUUGGGACGACAUACUAUCUCCGCAAAAUGAAGCCUGAACCGGGCUUCAACCGCAGGCUUGAUGCAAGCAUUUCGCGUGUAAUCAAGACAAGCGUUGAAACGGGCCUGCUCUGUGCUAUCGCGGCCGCAAUCGUCCUUGCUCUAUUUGUGUCAUUCGACGGAAAUCAAUACCACCUGAGUGUCUGUCUUUGGCUUACCAAAGUAUACACGAACAGCAUCAUGGUGAUCCUGAACUCUCGGGCGGAGAUUGUCCAUGGUUUGGAUAACCGCACCACCCUUCCUCUCACUGUGUCAACGGGACAACGAGCGAGCCGUGCCACAAGUGCGUCAACGAGAGCAGUGGAGACGAGAGUAUCGGAAUAUUCGGUUGACACGCUGGCACCUCCUACAGUCGAGGAUAAAGCAGAGUUGGUAUAG
Molecule: messenger RNA, 3156 nt
Organism: Mycena indigotica
Lineage: Eukaryota; Fungi; Basidiomycota; Agaricomycetes; Agaricales; Mycenaceae
Product: DNA-mis-repair domain-containing protein
Exons: 24
Coding region: 1-3156 (1051 amino acids)
Biological process (GO): mismatch repair
Cellular component (GO): MutLalpha complex
Molecular function (GO): ATP binding; ATP hydrolysis activity; mismatched DNA binding
Source: RefSeq, a predicted model, not a curated record